This is a messenger RNA of Ylistrum balloti, 6435 nucleotides long. RefSeq lists its product as uncharacterized. The record is from RefSeq and is a predicted model, not a curated record. Gene Ontology annotation, molecular function: 3-oxoacyl-[acyl-carrier-protein] synthase activity; fatty acid synthase activity. NCBI's taxonomy places the organism in Eukaryota, Metazoa, Mollusca, Bivalvia, Pectinida, Pectinidae. The coding region runs from base 1 to 6435 and encodes 2144 amino acids. Gene Ontology annotation, biological process: fatty acid biosynthetic process. The transcript has 7 exons.
AUGGAAUUCGGCUUUCCUGACAUUGGGACAAUUAAGGGAACCCCAGACGACAUGUCAGACUACAGCCUGUAUUUGUCUGUCCUGCUGGACGAACCUGUGCCCAAUAAAGAAGAUUUCAUCGAAAAAAUGAAAGAAGACGACGACGAUAUCGUUAUUGUUGGAGUCGGAGGGAAGUUCCCUGGGGCUGACAACAUUGACGACUUUUGGAGGGUUUUGCGUAAUGGCGAGAACCACGUAAUUGAGAUACCUCCGGAAAGAUGGAACCUGGAAGCCUUUUACCACGAAGAUCCGGACGAGCCCGGAAAAACCUACGUCAGGAAAGCUGGUCUACUGAAAGGAUAUGACCAGUUCGACAAUAAACAAUUUGGCAUUAGUGACAUUGAGGCUGCACGGAUGGACCCCCAACAGCGCUAUGUCCUGGAUUGUGUACACAUGGCUCUUGAAGAUGGUGGUAUUACGAAAAAUGAGAUAUUUGGAUCACAGACUGGAGUGUAUAUAGGUGCGAUGAAUGAUGACUAUAGAAUCACAUGUUGUGAUGACCUAACGCGGACUUCCAACUACACACUGACAGGAGCCUCGCCUUCUAUUAUAUCGGCACGGGUGUCUUAUACCUACAAUCUACUAGGUCCAGCCAUGUCCAUAGACACCGCUUGCUCUUCAUCCCUUGUCGCAAUCCAUGAAGCAGCAAAAGGCAUCAAAUGUGGUGACUGUGAAAUAGCUAUUUGCGGUGGAGUAAACUGCAUUCUGUAUCCGGAUAUGUCCGUACCACUCAGCAGAGCUCGGAUGGUAUCACCAACUGGACAGUGCCAGGCUUUCUCCAACAAAGCGGAUGGUUAUGCUCGAGGCGAGGGUUGUGGAAUUUUGAUUUUGAAAACAAGAAAACAGGCAAGACUUGAUGGCAGUAAAAUUUGGGCUUCCAUAUCAACUGGAAUCAACCAGGAUGGUCGAACAACGACACCCAUUACCGCUCCUUCUACGCUGCAACAGAUGAAUCUUCUUGAGCAAAUAUACAGAACCAAAGGGAUUGACCCGAGGAAGAUUCAGUACAUUGAAGCUCAUGGUACAGGUACUCCAGUGGGCGAUCCCAAAGAGGCAAAUACCUUGGGAAAAUUCUUCGCAGAAAUCAGCGAUGUAGAUGAUGAAUGCCGACCUGCUGUUCCCAUCGGUUCAGUGAAGACUAACAUUGGUCACCUAGAGUCUGCAGCUGGUGUGGCCGGCGUUAUAAAAGUACUGCUGAUGAUGAAACAUGGUAAGAUUGUUCCAUCACUUCACGUUCGUUCACCAAAUCCUAAAAUUGAUCUGGAAAAUUACAAUUUAGAGAUAGCUCAAACCCUUGCAGAUUGGCCAUGUCCUUCCGAUGAUAGAUUCAGGUUGUCGUGCGUCAACUCUUUUGGAUUUGGCGGAACCAAUAGCCAUGCCAUCAUCAAGCAAGAAGAAAACAAAGUACCUUUAUGUACAGAGAUCAACAAAAACGACACAGUACAACAUAUCAUCACUGUGUCCGGAAAGGAUAAACUGUCACUUAAAAGGAAUCUUCUGCACAUGCAGCUGAAGGUGAAGGAAGCCAAAUAUCACAUCGAGGACAUUUCCUACACAUCAACCUGCAGACGGGACCAUUACCAAUAUCGAGUUGCUUUUCAGGCUUCUUCAUGCGAUGAUAUUCCAAAACUCUGUAACGAUGAGAUCCGACAGCUAGAUUCUAAGAAACCGACGACAUCAACAAAACCAAACAUCGUUUUUGUCUUCUGUGGUGUCGGAACAACAUGGCCAGGGAUGUGCAGAGAACUAAUAAGAACAGAAGAGGUUUUCCGUGAUACCAUACAGCGAGUCGAUCAAUUCAUGUCUCCUCUAACUGGAUGGUCAAUUAUGGAGAAGCUAAUAGAUGCAUUUGAUGUGAGCGACCCACUUGUUUGUCAUUUGGCAAUAUUCACCUGUCAGGUUGCGCUUACCGAAUUAUGGAGUCAUUACGGAGUGAAACCUGAUGCGGUUGUUGGCCAGUCAGUUGGAGAGGUGGCGGGCGCUUACGCGGCUGGAGCUCUUACCCUCGAAGAAGCCGUUAAGGUGAUCUACUAUAGGUCAAAAUCGCUUUCAAGCGCAACUGGAGGUGCUAUGCUAGUUAUUAGCAAUUGUGAUAGGUCCAUUGUGGAAGAGUUAUGUCAGAAGUACAACGGAAAGGUAAACGUGGCUGUCUAUAGUAGUCCAUUUGCAUUCACAUUAUCUGGGGACAACGAUGCUGUAGACCAGCUGAUGCAGGAAAACGUCUUGAACAAUGACAAAGUACUGCUCAGGAAAUUGAAAGUCUCAUGUGGGUAUCAUAGUCACCAUGUAGACAACGCCAGCAAGCUUCUGGAAAAGAACCUGAAUGGAUUCAAUGCCAGUCGACAACCGACAGCAUGUACUCUUAUUUCAACGGUGACUGGCAGAGAGGCAGGACCUGAUGACUUUUCCACUUCACGCUACUGGAAACGAAAUGUGAGGGAACAAGUUUUAUUCGGACAGGCCAUCAAAGAAGCAACUGCCAAUGACAACUCAAACAUCUUCAUAGAGAUCGGGCCGAAGCCUGUAUUGAAAUUCCAUUUGUCAAAUAUCAUUGAAAAGCAGAACGCAGUCGUCGUGGCUUCUAUGCUGGAAAAAAAGGAGCUCGCCACUAUGAGGCUUGCAGUAAUGACACUCUACCAAAAUGGAAUAGAGGUUGACUGGAAAAACGUUGUGAGUACCGCCAGGCUAACAGAAAUCCCUUCAUGCCAGCUGAACCCAGCCGAACCACAUCUUUUCCAGUCUAAUAUAACACUGUUAUAUUACGCUGGGGUGAAAAGUCCGCAUUUUCAACAUUUGUUUGUAGAAAGAGUCGGAGGAAAGAAAAUGCAAUUUCAGAUGAACAUGUCACCAUCAUCAACAUGGUUUCUCUACGAGCAUGUAGUGUCUGACACAAUCAUAGUACCAGGAGCAUUGUACUUGGAAGUUGCAUACGAAGUUGGAAAACACAUAUUUCAACAAGGGGAAAUGGUGAUGGACAUUUCCGCAAAAUAUCUACAUCCAUUGAACCUUUCUAAGGGAGAACGCUUAUCAGCGGACAUCAUCGUAAAGAAAAGUGAUGACGUUCGAACCUGGUCGCUUGCAAUAUACAACAAAAAAAUAAAAGUUGCCGAGUGUCAGAUUCGGUCGGAGAAGCCAGAAGGAAGGACUAGCAUAGAUAUAGACACCAUCCGCAGACGAUGUGUGAGUAUGCAGUCUGCUUCAGAGACAUACGGUACCCUCCAGAGGCUUGGAUUCACAUAUGGGAAAGAUUUGCACAUCUUAGGGAACGCCCUUAAAAACGACACAGAGUGUUUAAUGGAAAUUGAGCUGUCUGAGGCCAUUAUGAAGGAUACGUCAUGUACACAUAUACACCCUGCCGUCUUGGAUGGUCUUCUCCAAACACCCGCUGUACUCAAUAACGUAAUAGAAAGCAGUAAGACUCUAUUACCAGCAGGAAUGAGUAGCUUUCGUUUGCACCAAAAGCCAGAAAGAAGGAUGCUUGCAUUUACCUCUUUGUCUUGUCAAUCGGAUAGUGACUUCCGGUACAAUGCUCUACUGAUGACACCUGAUGGAAACAUAGUUGCCGAAGUAAAAGAUUAUGUCAUUAACUGCAUUGAGAUAGAACCAAAUUUGGACAACCAUUUCCUGUACGAAGUACAGUGGGAAGAAAUUGACAUGUUUCCGAAAAAGACACAGCAAACGCAACCAGCAGAAACCACCAAACAAAAGUCUCUAUUGAUAUCGUCUUCGGAAUCAGCUGAAACAGUUAUUCUGUCAGAGUUGAACCUAAGUAAAGUAGUUAGAAUUGAUGUGAAAGAUAAAAACUUCAAACAGAAAGUAACAAAUCUGCUCGAAAUGAAAGGUCCGGAUUCUAUCAACUCGGUUCUGUUUAUAGCAGACGCCGCCAACUGCAGUCAAAUGAACGGAGAGCAAAUCAUGCAAGAAGUGUUUGACAACUCUGAAGCAUUAUUGUGUUUAUGCAAAGUCCUAGAGAUGCAAAACGAUACUCAAUUACCUGUUCUUAUUAUCACCGAAAAGGUUCAGUCAGUGAGAAACAAAGCCAGCACUGUGCAGAACGUAAUAGGAUCUGAACUUUGGGGGAUUGCUAGAACAGUUGUACGUGAAUGUCCACUUAACUUGACACUUAUUGACAUACACACCACUUUGCGAUCCAGCUGUCCUGUUCUUCGAGAUAUUUUGAUAUUUCAGUCUCCAAUUCUCUGCAAUGAUUGUUGCGAAUUGCUGAUUACCGAAAACAGUCUAUAUUGCAACAGGAUUGUGAAAUUGCAGGAAAAACUCGAUCCAUAUAGGUGGAACUCAUUAACCGAUGGAGACCCUGUUCACCUAAAAAGUACCAAACCGGACGAUAUUGAAGAAACAUUCUACACUUUACAAUCAGAAGAGGAACUUGAGUCGGGAGUGCAAAUGCAUGUGGACACAGCUGUUUUGCAUGACCAAAACUUCUCUCCGCUAACAUUACAGUCCGCUGAUAAUGAUGUUCCAGUUUGGCAGGACGACAAGGAGGAUGGAUACGACAUUUUGACGUAUGAGGUUUGCGGUACAGUGAAGGAAGAAUCAAAGCAAAUCGCAUCAGGAAAGACCUCAAUCAAUUUGGAAGAGAAAUACGUUGCUUGUUCAGCACUUACUGUGCAAAAGGAAGUCACCAUUUCCAAGGACUGUUUGCUGAGAAUUGAUGACAAGCCCAAUUACUGUCCGGGUCUUCUUACACGUGUUGCAAUGCUGUUACAGAUGAAAGAACAUCUGUUCAAAGGGAACACCAUGAUUCUGGCUGAACCAGGAGAAGUAUUUGCUGAAAUUCUGCAAACUAUGCUUUUGGCAGUGAAAGAAGGGUCAGCGACCAUCAGGUCCAUUGUUGAUCUUGAUGCUACUCCAAUCACUGAAGUCACAAAUUUGAUCAUUCUUCAACCAACAGAUUUUUCAAAGUUUGGCAAUGCAUUACGUCAAUUCAGAGAUAUACAACUCGUAGUUGCAACAAAUAUGACACUAGCAAGUCAUGGAAUGAGGUCUGUACAGAAUAGAUACCCUUCGGUAUGUUUUAAAGUACUAAACACAGAACAAAUGCUUAGUCAGAAUACGCUCAGAAAGAUUGUUCCUCAAGCAGUGAGAUGGCUCCAGAAUAACUUUCCCAAACUAAACGAUUUCGGUGGAAAAGUACCAAAAGAGAGAAUAGCGUUGCUGCCAUCUCGAAACAACAUCGAACCAAACGCGCGAGUCAAAGUGACACAAAAUCAACUAUUUCGGAAGAACCGGUGCUAUGUCGUGGUAGGUGGAUUGACGGGAUUAGGAUGGGAAAUUGUUCAGUGUAUCGCAGCUGCAGGUGCUGGAAAGAUCGUGACAUUUUCCCGGAAGUCCCCGGACGCGCAAAGGAAAAGUGAUAUUGCCGCUUUAAUGGCUAAACAUAUGGUGCAGGUUAUGCCUCUCGCAGUUGACAUCAUCAACAAGACAGCCUUGGAAGAAGCAUUUGACAAGAUUGAUGGAAAAUUUGGCAAAGGAGCAGUUAAGGGAAUCUUUCAUGGAGCAGCUGUAUUAGCAGACGGAAUGUUCACUAAAAUGACUGAAGAUAUGCUAAGGAGAGUCCUUUUACCAAAAGUCCUCGGAACAUGGAAUCUUCACGAAGUGUCGAAAAGAUACACAUUAGAUUACUUUGUCCUCCAUUCAUCGAUAACAGCAAUCUUUGGGAAUACGGCACAAAGUAACUACGGAGCUGCGAACGCAUUUAUGGAUACUCUCGCUCAAUACAGGGUGGCCAAAGGAUUGCCAGGCCAAGUAAUCAACUGGGGACCUCUGCCAUUAGGUUUACUUGAGCACAUGGCAGUGCGAGAACAGCUCCAGAAGCACGGAUUUAUCUGCUUAGAUGAGAAAUACAUACACGAAUACUUCGUCAAAUCACUCAUGAUGGGCAGGAAUCAGAUGAUCAUCGGCUCCUUUGUUUGGAAAGACAUUGAAGAGCAUUUCGUGGAUGCCAUUCCUCUAAGAACCAGAAAAAGAUUCAGACAUGUCAUUGGCAACGGAGAGAGCCUAAUGAAUUCAAACACUUUGCGACCGACUGGAAAGUAUGAUAUAACGAACUGUGAAGGAUUGACCGCCUGUGUGAAGGACAUUGCUGCACAGGUCUUACAAAUAGAUGAGGAGAUGAUCGAAAACUCUUCCACUCUGUCCUCCCUUGGGUUUGACUCCAUGCAGGCAAUUACUUUCACGAAAUCCAUUCGCGAUUUGACGACUUACAGAAUUCCUAUUGUCCGAUUGCUAAACGACUCAACUACCUUUUCGGAUAUAGUCGACUACCUUCUGAAUUUAUCACAAACACCUACAGACGAAAAAGAAAUACAGGACGUCGAAGAACUCCCGGAAGAUGCAAUAUUGGACAAUAUCCAACAACCUGAACUUGUUUAUUGA